CUKACACGAGAAAAUAAAGCAUUCCUUGUACCGUUGAUACUUGGAAACGUUGAGUGAGUCAAGGUUUGUUUCUUGUUCUUGCGUAUUGACAAAUMAGYGAGAAGAAGGACUCCUCGAUUCGAUAGCRCCKACUGAUUAUUAUUUCAUUACAUCCAAGUACACUYGGAAGAUAAMAUAAGAAUARUAGAAUGAAGUGGUCCUCCAGMGCUAUCUUUGCCCUCAUCGCAGGAAGUGCUAGUCAAGCAUGGGGCUUUGCUCCGUACACUCCUGUCGGAACAUCGGUGAAGUCUGAGUCUUCCCUCGUCAUGAAGGAUUACCCCAAACCCAACGUCGAAAAUACCGAUAACUACCGUCUGUACAACGAAUUGUCCAGUUCUUUCAAUAACAAACUUAAGAUURACGGAACCGACCAGAAGAAAAAGGUCGCCAUCAUCGGUGGAGGACUCUCGGGAYUGGCCUGUGCCAAGUAUUUGUCGGAUGCUGGUCACGAACCCACCGUCUACGAAGCCCGUGAUGUAUUGGGUGGAAAAGUUUCCGCAUGGCAAGACGAGGAUGGUGAUUGGAUUGAAACCGGAUUGCACAUUUUCUUCGGAGCCUACCCCAACAUGAUGAAUCUUUUUGACGAACUCGACAUYCACGAUCGCCUUCAAUGGAAGAUUCACCAAAUGAUUUUUGCCAUGCAGGAGUUGCCCGGUGAAUUCACCACCUUUGAUUUCAUCCCCGGAAUCCCCGCACCAUUUAACUUUGGAUUGGCUAUUUUGCUGAACCAGAAAAUGUUGACUUUGGGAGAGAARCUCCAAACUGCCCCUCCUCUCUUGCCKAUGUUGAUCGAAGGACARUCGUUCAUCGAUGCACAGGACGAACUCAGUGUCACUGAUUUCAUGAGAAAAUAUGGUAUGCCUGAACGYAUCAACUCUGAGGUCUUCAUUGCWAUGGCCAAAGCCCUCGACUUUAUUGAUCCCGAUAAGCUGUCGAUGACGGUUGUCUUGACUGCCAUGAACCGUUUCUUGAACGAAGACAAUGGUUURCAGAUGGCAUUUUUGGACGGAAACCAACCUGACAGACUCUGUGCUCCCAUGAAAGAACACAUCGAAGCAAGAGGCGGAAACGUUGUCAUGAACUCUCCCAUCCAAGAGAUCGUUGUCGAUGAAGCCGAUGGCAAGUCCAUUAAGCACUUGCUCUUGCGAAGCGGAGAAAAGAUCGUUGCCGACGAAUAUGUUUCGGCCAUGCCAGUCGAUAUCGURAAGCGCAUGACGCCAAAGGAAUGGCAACAAAUGCCUUACUUCCGCCAGUUCGAUGAACUCGAGGGUAUCCCUGUCAUCAACCUUCACAUGUGGUUCGAUCGCAAACUCAAGGCUGUCGAUCACUUGUGCUUUUCAAGAUCGCCCUUGYUGAGUGUUUACGCCGACAUGAGUGUUACCUGCAAAGAAUACUACGAUCCCGAUGCCAGUAUGUUGGAAUUGGUCUUUGCYCCGUGCUCUCCUAUUGCCGGAGGAAAUACCAACUGGAUUUCSAAGACGGACGAACAGAUCAUUGACGCCACCAUGGGAGAGUUGGCAAGACUGUUCCCCACCGAGAUCGCCGCCGAUGAMAAGUGGCCAUCCACCAAGAACCAGGGACCUAACGGACAAGCUCGUCUGCGCAAAUACUCUGUUGUGAAGGUACCACGAUCUGUAUACGCCGCUAUCCCCGGACGUAACAAGUACCGACCAGGACAACGAAGUCCMAUCCCUAACCUUACAAUGGCCGGUGACUGGACAUCGCAGAAGUUUUUGGGAUCUAUGGAGGGUGCCGUUCUUGGAGGCAAGCUUGCGGCCGAAAUUGUUGCCAAGAAGGCCAAGGGAAUUGAGCUUCCUGAAUACAAGGAAAUCCAGCAGCACAUCAUCGAUGGCGCUAAGGACUACGAGCCCAAGAMACCAUGGGGUGUCAAGGGCGAGGGUGSCAUCGCCUUUGGUGCUGGUGCCACUCUGACGACCAAGGCCGAGGACCUUCUUAAGGAAGUCGACCCAGUUCAAUUUGCUUAGAUACUACCCAAAGUUCGAGGCACUUCGCGCUGUCUGAACACAUUUGGAAUUACCUCAUAACSAAUCAAAGCUACGUAAACUU
Messenger RNA from Pseudo-nitzschia multistriata, 2106 nucleotides. NCBI's taxonomy places the organism in Eukaryota, Bacillariophyta, Bacillariophyceae, Bacillariales, Bacillariaceae. The record is from the annotation of a GenBank genome assembly.